Scatophagus argus is the source of this 2387-nucleotide messenger RNA. RefSeq names its product perforin 1.3 (gene prf1.3). The transcript is spliced from 8 exons. The coding region runs from base 588 to 2252 and encodes 554 amino acids. The record is from RefSeq and is a predicted model, not a curated record. NCBI's taxonomy places the organism in Eukaryota, Metazoa, Chordata, Actinopteri, Scatophagidae.
GGUCUAAAAAACCAUGUGACUUCUGUUCUCCAAUCAGUCUUCAUCUCUUCAUACUGACUUCAUCCUCAAGAAAGAAAUAAAAUAUUACGCUUGUGCCUGAACCAUUGUAGCUUUAUCUUUUGAUAUGUGCUGAUGUUUUUUGGAAACUUCACUCUUCAGGCACUUUGGACUCAUUAAUUCACCUGCUGGGAGGCCACGCCCCCACCUGCACCACCUGCUGCCCCUCCAACUGUCAUGACAUUAGAUUACGACUACGAGUCUCACUUACAGUUAGUUUGCUAAAAUUUUGACUUUCCAAACCUUCUUCUCAAACCUUUUCGACUUCCUCUCGACUUUAUUGUCAAAACCAAGAACUUUAUCUUGAAAUAUUUGGACUUUUUGUUACUCGUUGCAAAGUUAAAGUCCUGCCUCCUGCAGGACGAGCGCGAUCAGGCUUUCGGAGGUGUGAUCACACUCCUCGCUCAGUGUUUUAAAAGUGAGCCACAAAGCUGCUCUUAACUGUCCUGAGUUCAGCCUCAGUGAGUCACUUUUCACCAGCAUCACCAGCAUCACCAGCAUCAACAGCAUCGACGCUCCGAAGUUCUACAAUGCACUCCUCAUCCUCACCCUCAUCCUCAUCCUCCUGCUCCUCCCCUCUCCUCCUCCUGCUCCUCCUCCUCCCUCCGUCUCUGGGUUGUCAGACCAGCUCCUUCACCGAGUGCAAUCAGGUUCCGUUCGUACCGGGUCACAAUCUGGUUGGUGAAGGUUUUGAUGUGUUAAAGAUGAAGACCAGCGGAGCCAGCGUGGUCGACGUCAAGAACUACAUGGUGGGAGGAGUCAAGGGGAACUGCACUGUGUGCCACAACCACCUCCUCAACCAGACCCAGAAGCUCCCCGUGUCCGUGGUGGACUGGAGGAUCAAGGUGCAUUGCCGCCGCAGCCUGAGCAGUAAGAUCUUUGAGUCCAGCCAGUCCGUCAUGAAAGAGAAGAGUUCCUCUCUGGGAUCCAGCUGGAAGAUAGGCCUCGGUAUUCCUGGACUCGGAGGGUUAGCAGUUGGAGGAUCUCACUCCGUCUCAUCACAGUUUGCAGAGAGUCACAGCAGGAAAGACAAGUUCUCCUUCACCACCCACGACUUGCAGUGCAAAUACUACACAUUCCGCCUUCACUCCCGUCCUGCACUGAGUAAAGAGUUUGAGGUUUCCCUGAAGAACCUUCCCUCCACCUACCACCACAAGAACACCUCAGCUUUCAAACAGUUCAUCUCCGUCUACGGCACCCACUUCAUCCGCAGAGUUCACCUCGGGGGUCAGGUUCACUCCAUCACGGCUAUCCGGACCUGCGAGGCCGCCAUGAGCACGAUGUCCAUCCAUUCCGUUAGCAACUGCCUGUCCGUCGAGGCUAACGCCAACAUCAAAGGCAUCAGUGUCAGCGCUGCCUCAAACUUCUGCCGCAACAAGAGCAAGAAUCUAAAAAGUGGAGCAACUUUCAGCCAGGCCUUCUCCGACCGCAUAACCGAGGUUUGGGGAGGAAAUGGGGAUGUGGGGGACAUCCUGUUCGCCCCCAACAAUGCCGCAGGGUACAACAAGUGGCUUAGGUCUCUGAAAAGGGUCCCAGGUGUGGUAUCCUACCAGGUCAGCCCCCUGCACUUACUGGUGACAGACAACCCCAUUCUGAAGUCGAGCCUACGCCACGCCAUCAGCGACUACCUCCGCAAAAACGCCAAAUCGCUCAAGUGCCCGUCCAGCUGCAAGAUCGGCAACCAGAACAACAACUGUGCCUGUCACUGCAAAGGACAUCGCAUGGUGAACUCCGACUGCUGCCCUGCCGAGUAUGGUGUGGCCCGGAUGAACGUUACGGUGGUUCGAGCCGAAGGGCUGUGGGGAGACUAUUUCAGCAAGACGGACGGGUACGUUAAGGUUUACUAUGGUAAGCAAAUUGCCACAACCCCUGUGAUCUGGAACAACGACUUCCCCUCCUGGAACUACCUCAUUCGCUUUGAGACUGUCAACCUGCGGCACAGAAAACCAAUCUCAUUUGAGGUUUGGGACCGGGACAACAGAUGGGACGACGAUCUGCUGGGACGUGUGAAGCUCAUCCCCACAGUGGGCCACAACGUCAACGGGAAGUAUAGGCUGAAUCAUGGCUCGCUGUUUGUCCAGACAUCUGUAGUGUGUGCUCCCAGCCUGCAGGGGUCACUGUGUGAGCAGUACGCCGCCACGCCGAGCUACAAGAGCGUGAUGGGAUACGUGAAGGAGGACCAGCAGGAGCACUGAGGUUCAGAGCGUCCGGUCCUGGAGCUGAGAAGUAAAGAACGUUAAGCUGCUCUCCUUUCAGAUGCUUGUUGUUAUUAAAGUGUUUUAUCAUCUGUUGUAAACUGUGGCAUCCACCAAUAAAGCAUGUUGACAGAG